CCCCGCCAGACUUUUGAACCGGAAGGAAGUGGGAGUCUGACGACUUCCGGCAGUUGGGCUGGGAGGAGCAGUGAGUGCGGGGAAUGGCGACCAAGAAGUUGGCGCGGCAACUUGGAUUAAUUAGAAGAAAGUCAGUUGCACCAACAAAUGGAAAUGUAGGAAGAAGCAAAUCUAAGCAGUUGUUUGACUACUUAAUUGUCAUUGAUUUUGAAUCAACAUGUUGGAAUGAUGAGAAACGCCACCAGAGCCAAGAAAUAAUUGAAUUUCCAGCAGUAUUGCUGAACACAUCAAAUGGAGAGAUUGAAUCUGAGUUCCAUACUUACGUUCAGCCUCAGGAACAUCCAGUUCUUUCUGAAUUUUGCAUGAAACUGACAGGCAUAAAACAGGCUCAAGUUGAUGAAGGAGUCCCUCUGAGGAUUUGCUUAUCUCAGUUCUGUAAAUGGAUUCAGAAGAUUCAGCAACAGAAGAAAAUUAUUUUUGCUGCUGGGAUUUCAGAUCUGUCUCAUUCUGAAGUAAAAUUAUGUGCAUUUGUUACUUGGUCAGACUGGGACUUGGGGGUUUGCCUGGAGUAUGAGUGUAAAAGAAAACAGCUGUUGAAACCUGUGUUCUUAAAUUCUUGGAUUGAUCUCAGAGUAACUUAUAAGAUUUUCUAUAGAAGAAAACCAAAAGGACUAAGUGGUGCCCUGCAGGAAGUGGGAAUAGAAUUCUUGGGACGAGAACAUUCUGGGUUGGAUGAUUCUCGGAAUACUGCCCUUCUUGCUUGGAAAAUGAUCAGGGAUGGUUGCUUAAUGAAAAUUACAAGGUCCUUGAACAAGGUUCCCACUAAGAAGAAUCCUGACAUUUUGGCCAGAAAUUUGAAUACGAAUCAAGUUGAAGAAGCAUCGGUCUGCAACAGUAGCAUUUGGGGUCUGAGCACAUAUGAUAGGGAGCCUAAAAGUACUGUAAAUUCUCAUGAAAAAGUUCAUUUGAGGUCAGCUGGUGUAAAUUCUCCUAUAAAGGGACAACAAAAUCAGUUCCAACUAAAGAGCAAUAUAAAAGUAGGUAUUCACAAUGGCAAAAGCUAUUUAUCUGUUUUUAAUACAAAGCCUUCUACUUCUCUGGAGCAGUUGCCAUCUCCCAGCUUGAAUAUACCUACGCAGAAGCACAUAAAAAAUGAACACCUUGCAUUCAGUUCCAAACCUAAGUCUUCAACAGUCAGUUCAGAAUUGGUACUUGUUCCAACUACCAUUUCAUCUGUUAAUCACGUUUCUGAUAUGGAAAUGAGUUCUGCUCUUGAUUGUUUACCUAUGUUGGCUGAUUGGGAAGAUGUAGCUUUACUGCCAGCAUCUCAGCCUGAGCAAAAUAUAGAUUGUAUGCCUCCCAUUAGUGAUUCAAAUGUAGACACUUCAUUUAAUGCCAUAGAAAGAUUAAUGGUUUUAAAGAAAGGCACAGAAGAAACUGCUCAAAAAUCUGAGACCUCUAAGUCUAUUGUAUAUAAAAGUCCACAUACUACCAUUUAUCAUGUAAAAGAUGCCAAAGAUCAAGGUUCAGUUGCUUCUGACUUUAAAUUACCUGAAUGCAAAUCAAGUAGCUUUAACAGAAUUAAUACCAAGAUGUCUCAUCCUUCAGUGUUGGGGAAAUACCCCCUCCUUUUAGGUGGUACCAAAAGGAAACCUUCCAGUCCCCCAUCUUUCCCACCAGCAAAAAAACAGUCCUUCACUAUUCAUGAAGAAAAGCCUACAUCAUCUGAUGGUUCCCCAGUGAGAAGUUGUUCCCAGAAGGUCCUCCCCUCUAUCUUAGCUUCCACAGUUAACCUACAAGAGCCUUGGAAGAGUGGGAGAAUUACACCUCCUUUAUGCAAGUGUGGUCGAAGAUCUAAGAGACUUGUUGUUUGUAAUAAUGGACCAAACCAUGGAAAAGUCUUCUUUUGUUGCCCUAUUGGGAAAUACCAAGAAAACCGAAAAUGUUGUGGCUACUUCAAGUGGGAACAAACACUUCGAAAGGAGAGAGCCAACAGCAGUGUUCAGUCUCAUUCUCCAAAGGGACUCACUUUUAGUUCUCCAGAAAUAAGCCAUCUUUGUGAUGGAAAUGUAAAUUUUUCUACUAAAAAUUCAUUGAGACUCAGACCUUCAAUGAGGAAUUGAUAAACCUUCCCUACAUCUAAACUAUGUUUUUACUUUAAUGUGACUUUUUUGUGUGAUAAAGAGAAAACAGUGCAUAGGGUUACAGGUUAUGGAGACUUAGCAUAUCUGAGUUCUGUAGAUUACACUGGGGCUAUUAAACACACGUGUACACAUACACGCACGCACACACUGAAAAUAGAGGGAAAAGUCCAUUUCCUUCAUCAUUAUCUAACACUUCUCUUGUAUUCAUCUAUGAAUCCUGAUUGUUCCUUGAAUUUCCAAACAUCAUGAGUAUUCUGAUAAUUGUCUUACACUUUUAUUUUUGUCAUAUAUUAACAUGUGCCAAAUUUAUCAUACUUUUAUGAAGAACCACAAAUUAAAUAUUUUGUAUACUCUAUUAGAAUUACAGUGAGACCUUGAAAUAAAUUUAAAUUGCUUUUAAAUUACUUGAAUAAAAGUAUCACUAAUAAAAAUCCCUAGCCUAUUUCCAGUUAGAUGCUUGCACUUUGAAAGUUAUGAAAUCUUUUGAUAUAUUUUUUUGUUUUUCUAAACACUUUAUUUAUUUUGAGAGUGAGAAAGAGCACAGGAGGGUGGGA
Messenger RNA from Suricata suricatta (meerkat), 2698 nucleotides. RefSeq names its product ERI1 exoribonuclease family member 2 (gene ERI2). NCBI's taxonomy places the organism in Eukaryota, Metazoa, Chordata, Mammalia, Carnivora, Herpestidae. The record is from RefSeq and is a predicted model, not a curated record. Gene Ontology annotation, biological process: exonucleolytic trimming to generate mature 3'-end of 5.8S rRNA from tricistronic rRNA transcript (SSU-rRNA, 5.8S rRNA, LSU-rRNA). The transcript has 9 exons. Gene Ontology annotation, molecular function: nucleic acid binding; zinc ion binding; 3'-5'-RNA exonuclease activity. Bases 84 to 2123 code for a protein of 679 amino acids.